CGGCAGGAGCCGGGAAAGUCCCGCAGGCGCCGCAGCCAUUGGCUGCCGCCCCCCACGUGCCUGCCCGCUGCCUCUACCUUCGUGUCAUUUUUCCUGCCGGCCCCAUGGAGGAAGUGGGAAAGUUGGCGCGGCCCCGCCGGACGCUGAAGACCCGGUGGCGGCGUGACAGAGGGACGCGGCGAGGAUGAGCUCCUUCCUCGAGUACCCCGUCCUCGGCGGCGAGGCGGGGGGCUGCGCCUCCCGCACCUACCACCCCGACCACGGGAUUACAACUUUCCAGCCCUGCGCCGUCAGCGCCAGCAGCUGCAGCGGGGAGGACCGCUUCCUGACGGGCCGCGGGGUGCCCAUCAGCCCCCACCGCCACCACCACCACCACCAUCACCACCACCCCCCGGCCCAGCCCGCCGCCUACCAGCACCACGGCGGCCUGGGGGUGUCCUACGCGCACCCCGGCUGCGGCCCGACCUACGGGGCGCAGGGCUUCGGACCGGCGUACGGCCCCUACCCCCUCGGGCAGGACGCGGAGCUGGGCGGCGGCUUCCCCCCCUGCGCCCCCGCCGUCUACUCGGGGAGCAUCUCCUCCUCCUCCUCUUCCUCCGCCGCCGCGCAGCACCCGCACCCUCACCAGGGCUACGCGGGGGGGCCCGCUCAGUACGUGCCUCCCCCCUACGGGCAGGAGCAGCAGAGCCUGCCCCUGGGCACCUACAACCAUGCCCUGUCUCCCCUCCACGCCGGCCACCGGGAAAACGCCCGCUCCCCCUCCGCCGAGACCUCGCCGCCGGCGCAGACUUUCGACUGGAUGAAAGUGAAAAGAAACCCACCCAAAACAGGCAAGGCUGGCGAGUACGGCUUCGUGGGGCAGCCCAACACCGUCAGAACUAACUUCACCACCAAGCAGCUCACCGAGCUGGAGAAGGAGUUUCAUUUCAACAAGUACCUGACCAGGGCCAGGAGGGUGGAAAUCGCCGCCUCCCUCCAGCUCAACGAGACGCAGGUGAAGAUUUGGUUCCAGAACCGGCGGAUGAAGCAGAAGAAACGGGAGAAAGAGGGGCUCCUGCCCAUCUCCCCCGCCACCCCCACGGGCUGCGAGGAGAAGGCGGAGGACUCCUCGGAGAAGUCCUGCUCGUCUCCCUGCAGCGCCUCGCCCGCCUCCUCCUCCUCGGACACCCUGCCUGCCUCCAACUGAGGCCCGACGCGCCCCGACGGCCGCCCAUCGCCACGCAGCUGGCGGCCCUUCACCGCGGUUCUGUCGGUCCCCUCCGUCGGUCCCUCGGUCAGUCUCCCCGGUGGUCCCCCCGCCCGGCCCCGGGGGUGUCGGCUCUGCCUCCCGGCCCCUUGGUGCCAAGCGAUUUUCUUUGCCCCCCCCUGCCCCCCAACCCUUCCUGCCGGAGGAGCUGUGUCGGCACACGCGUAAGGGUCUCUCCCUCCUCCGCCGCAAGGACGCUCCCCCCGAGUUUCCCUGAGUGACAGACAGGUGAUCUAGGGUACAUAACCUCACGGAGAGAUGCACUAUUGCAAGUGUUUACACGACCCAUAGGACUUUCAUCCCCUUAAUUUAAUGUAUUCUUUGUUCGUGUCUAUGAGUUUGUUGCUUGUAAAUACUUUGUCCGAGAGAUUUAUCUUUUUACAGAUUUUUUCUAGAAAUGACGUUUCGAUUAUCAGGUUAAGCAGGGUGAGCGCAUUCGCCAAACUGGAUCCACUUUUAUAUCGGUGAAGCUGAUGACCGUACCAAGCAAACGUCUUAA
This is a messenger RNA of Calidris pugnax (ruff), 1745 nucleotides long. It is a transcript of the gene HOXA1, whose product is annotated as homeobox A1. Gene Ontology annotation, molecular function: RNA polymerase II cis-regulatory region sequence-specific DNA binding; DNA-binding transcription factor activity, RNA polymerase II-specific. Lineage: Eukaryota; Metazoa; Chordata; Aves; Charadriiformes; Scolopacidae. The coding region runs from base 185 to 1186 and encodes 333 amino acids. Gene Ontology annotation, cellular component: nucleus. The record is from RefSeq and is a predicted model, not a curated record. The transcript has 2 exons. Gene Ontology annotation, biological process: regulation of transcription by RNA polymerase II.